Molecule: messenger RNA, 594 nt
Organism: Trypanosoma cruzi
Lineage: Eukaryota; Euglenozoa; Kinetoplastea; Trypanosomatida; Trypanosomatidae
Product: mucin TcMUCII, putative
Exons: 1
Coding region: 1-594 (197 amino acids)
Source: RefSeq, a predicted model, not a curated record
AUGAUGAUGACGUGCCGUCUGCUGUGCGCCCUGUUGGUGCUCGCCCUGUGCUGCCGCCUGUCAGUGUACGCGACACCGUCUGAUGAAGAUAAAGCUGGUAAUUCUGGAGGAAACUCCGAUCCAACGAAGUCUAAUUUAGGAGGGCCAAAUCAGGUGACGCAAUUGCCUAAUACAACUCCUCUUCCGCCAAAGGUAAGUGAGGGAGGGAAAGUAACAGCAGAGUCACAAAGUGAUCUCAGCCAGGCACAGGAUCAGGAAAAAGAUGAGAAAUCCACUAACGAAGAGGUGGAUGGUGAUGAAACCGAUAACGCAAAUGACCAAAAUCAAAAAACAAAUGCAAUAAAUGCGACAACCACUACGACAACUACGAAAACCACAACGACCACUACAACACAGGCACCAAGCACUACGACGACCACGACCACCACUGCGCCGGAGGCACCAAGUACUACGUCUACAGAAGCAGCAACUACGACGACCACCCGCGCACCGUCACGUCUUCGAGAAAUCGACGGCAGCCUCAGCAGCUCUGCGUGGGUGUGUGCCCCGCUGCUGCUUGCCGUAUCCGCGCUGGCGUACACCGCUGUGGGCUAA